Closterium sp. NIES-67 is the source of this 668-nucleotide messenger RNA. NCBI's taxonomy places the organism in Eukaryota, Viridiplantae, Streptophyta, Zygnematophyceae, Desmidiales, Closteriaceae. The record is from the annotation of a GenBank genome assembly.
CUGGUGAUGCUGAAGAUGCUACGGGUGGUGAUGCUGAUGGUGCGGAUGCUUCUGGUGCACCUGCUGAUGAUUCUGCUGGUACUGGUGAUUCUGCUGUUGCUGAUGUUGUGGCGGAAGGUGAGGGGGUCGAGUCUGCAAGUGAUACUAAUGAGUCUGGGAAAGCAACUGUGGAAGAGUCUGCUGGUGAUACUAACGAGUCAGGGAAAGCGGCAGUUGAAAAUUCUCCAGGUGAGGCAAGAGAGGACGAGGUUACUGAGGGGGAGGGGGAGACAGCGAGUGAGAAAGUGAGUGUUAGUAGGAAGGUGAGGGGUGGAGGGGAGGGCACGAAGAAGAGCAAGAAGGAGAGUAUGAAGGUUAAAAGCAAGAAAGUGCGCAAGGUAGAGAGCAAGGAGAGUAAGGUGAGGAGCAAGAAGGCGAGUAAGGUAAAGAGCAAGAAGGAAAGCAUGAGGAAAGAAGAGGAGUAGUGAUGGUUGGGGUAUAUAGGUGGUCUUGGACGACAAAUAUUGAUGGGAGAAAGCUAAGGAGAUCUAGAACUACUUCAUAGGUUCGAAUAUUGCUUGUUAAUAGGAGUGUUGCCAUGCACAGUUACGAUAGGGAGCUUGCCUACCCUCUUCUUUGAGUGUGGCUUUAUCAAAUGUAUACGGAUCUUUUUAAACAUUAUCAGAUGC